Nerophis lumbriciformis (worm pipefish) is the source of this 6192-nucleotide messenger RNA. RefSeq names its product alsin Rho guanine nucleotide exchange factor ALS2 b (gene als2b). Gene Ontology annotation, cellular component: cytoplasm; intracellular membrane-bounded organelle; dendrite. The record is from RefSeq and is a predicted model, not a curated record. Lineage: Eukaryota; Metazoa; Chordata; Actinopteri; Syngnathiformes; Syngnathidae. Gene Ontology annotation, molecular function: small GTPase binding; guanyl-nucleotide exchange factor activity. Gene Ontology annotation, biological process: endosomal transport; regulation of GTPase activity.
UUGUCUGCACUCACUGCUCACAUUCUGUCUCCUUCCCAACAGAAACCCGUUUAAAAGCUGACAGGUUCAAUUUUGGACUAUGAGGGAUGUUUUGUGACACACUCAUGGAGGAAUAAAAGAUAACGGAUGGAAACCCAGAGGAGGUGCUCUGGAGAUGACGGUGAAGGAGAGAGAGGCCUGCUGCACACCUGGAAAGGCUACUCUUACAGUGUGGCCCCUGAGAGACUACUUCUCCCACAGUCUGUUCUCCAGGUUGCUCUGGGUAGAAAUCAUGGAGUCUUGCUGGUGGAAGGUGGUCAGGUGUUCACUUUCGGGCAUCUGCCAUGGAAGCAAAGUCAAACGGCGGAGUUUACGGCUCCCACUUUAGAGAGCGCACUCGGUGGACAGCGAGUUGUUGCUCUGGCUGCUGGGAGUUUCCACAGUGGGGCGGUGACCGAGGAUGGCGGCGUCCAUAUGUGGGGUGACAACAGCGCAGGACAGUGUGGUUUGUUGGGCCUCAGCUCCGUUCCCAACCCGACUCCAGUCGCUCUAGUGGACUCAGACUGCAGCCCCCUGCAGCACACUGUACCGGUUCUGGAGCUUGCCUGUGGGGAGCAGCACACUCUGGCACUCUCGGUCCAGCGGGAGGUAUGGGCUUGGGGAAGUGGUUGCCAGUUGGGCCUCAACACCACAGUUGUUCCAGUCUGGAAACCACAGAAGGUUGAACAACUGGCUGGCAGGUUUGUACUUCAAGUGACCUGUGGCGCUUUGCACAGUCUGGCUUUGGUACGCUGCCUCACCCCGCAGGACGUCAAGCGGCCCCCUGCAGACAAAUGUGGGCAAUGUAAGCAGCUGCUAUACACCAUGACUGACAAAGAGGAUCAUGUCAUCAUUUCUGACAGUCACUACUGCCCACCUGGAUUGGAGCAGCCUGAAGAUGUUGGAAGGCUUGAGGUGUCCUUAUCUACUCCUCUACUCAAGACUUCUCCAUCAGAACCUACCCUUUCUUCCCAAACACCUGCCUCACCUCCAGCACCUGUCAGCAACAAUGACCCUUUCCAAAAUGUGGACAAACAAGAGUCAUGUUUGGCUGAGGAGGGGCUACCUACGUUGAACGUUGACCUCUCUGAGGCACAGUGCAGUCAGGCAACAAGUGCCAAAUGUUCACCUUAUCCAGAUGAGCAGGCCGUCAAAGAUUACCUGCAGAAGCUCUUGGAUAACACUCAGGCUGAAAAAACACCAAAGGUGACAAAGGGAGGACUGCAUAACCUGCUGCCAUCAGCAUCCGGACUCAUCGGCACCUCUUCUACAAAUGCCCUCAACAAUCUGGUGGCCUCUUGCGCCUCGGCAGUGGGUGAGAGGGUCGCCUCCACCUACGAAGCCUUGUCCCUCAAGAAAAUGAUGAGCCUCUACCUUCCUGGAACGUUAAGAUCGGGUGGGCCAGUCAGUUUUACAGGAGAUGUUCCCAGAGCUGGUGAGAACACCCCCGAGCAUGUCCGCCGAGAAGACUCCAUGCAGGCCAAGAAGAGUUCCAGCACAGGAGAUAUUCGUGAAGAGGAGGCAGAGCGCAUGCAGCGCCGCCUCUCGCUCCCGGGACUCCUCUCACAGGGUAGAUACGCUGUUCACCUCUUAUCCUCCUCCUAUGCACUGCUAUUGUCUCCGCGGCUGCUUCGUAAAGUUGGCCGUUCUAAGACGGCCGCUGUGCCUCUGACACCAUUGGGAGUGUCAGACCCUGAGGCCCAGGAGGUGCUGCCCACCCUGCAGACGGAAGUGUGGAGCUGGGGCCAUGGCGAGCAAGGUCAGCUUGGCCAUGGAGACAACCUGGACAGAUUGCAGCCACUCUGCAUCAAAAGUCUCAACAAUAAGGAGGUGGUGCGAGUGGCAGCCGGCGCUCAUCAUUCCCUCGCUCUGACUGCGCAGUCACAGCUGUUCUCAUGGGGAAGUAACAGCCAUGGACAACUGGGCCAUAUGGAAUCCCCCAGCACUAUCCCUCGGCUAGCCAAACUGUCAGAGGGAAUCCGGGUUUGGGAUGUGAGUGCCGGAGUGCGACACAGCCUGAUGCUCGCUGAUGGAGACUGCAUCCAGCCCAUUAUUUACUACAGUGGAGAGCAGGUGAAGGAGGACACAGUAGAGAGUGGCACACAGGAAGACAGGGAGGAGCCAUCUGAAGGCUACACCCAGCAGCCGGUGCUGCUUCCCUUUUGCAUGAAUUUGGGAUUUGUAAGCACUGUCUUUUCUGGGGGCCGGCGGUGUGUUGCUCUGUCAGACAAAAACGUGAUGGGCUUUAUCGCCAGCCUCCAUGAGCUGGCAUCAGCAGAGAGGAAGUUCUACUGCAAACUGUGCAACAUCAAAACACAGGUCUUACGCCCGCUGCUGGAGUUGGAAUUGCUGAGCGCUACUCUUGGUACGGUCAAUUUCGGGCUCCUACAGACGCUUUCCAGUCGAUUCUGGCACUUGUGUCACCUGACCGGGCAGCACGCGGUCAGGGUGACCGCCGGCCUGCGACACAGCCGCAAUGUUAAAAGCCUACCUAUCCUUGAGCACCCCAGCAUCUUUCUGGACUCUUACAAUGAGUACUGUAGCACUUUGGCGGACUUCCAUGUGAUGGGAGGCUUCCUAACCAUGACUAAACCAGUACUAGAUUUUUUUGGAAAGAGUCAUGAGCUGCUCCAAAGGCUGGCUGAGUGCACUGAGGAAAACCUCGCCAUUCCGGACGUCUUGGUGGCGCUCUUUAGCCUCCCUGUGAACCAUCUUCUAGAGUACGGGCGACUGCUUCUCAAACUGGCCACUUGCUUUGAAGUGUGCUCUGACGAUUAUCAGCGGCUGCAGGACAGCUGCUCAAAGUUUGAAGCUUUGGCCCUUCUGCUGAAGAAGAAAUUAAAGGAAGCCGAGUUCACUUUUCUCUUCUGGAAGAGCUUUCCUGGAAAGAUGACGGACUCACUGCGAAAGCCUCACCGCCGUCUCAUUUGUGAGAGCAGCAACAAAGCUCUGACGCUGCAGAACUCAGGGAGGUUCUCAGUCAACUGGUUCAUCCUUUUUAACGACGCGCUUGUCCAUGCACAGGGUGUGGCGCCUUAUAAAAACCUUUUCUCAACGCAUCAUGUGUUCUCCUUGGCCACUUUGUGGGUGGAGCCCAUUUCGGAGGACAACGCCGGCCUUUAUGGCCUUAAAAUAAUCACACCAGAAGAGAUGUUCACCCUGCUGGCCAGUUCCCCUAUGGAGAAGGCGAAGUGGAUCCGCUGCAUCAACCAGGCGGUGGAUCAGGCCCUGAACUUUGGUGAGGGACAAAAGUUUGAGCCUCCCAUUUCUAGGAGCGCUACCUACACGUUUUAUAAGGACGGCCGACUGAAAGACGCAACCUAUGAGGGUCGCUGGCUGGCCGGCAAGCCCCAUGGCAGGGGUGUGUUAAAGUGGCCGGAUGGGAGGAGUUACACCGGGUCAUUCAAGAAUGGACUGGAGGAUGGUUUUGGCGAAUUUGUGGCUCCGAAUAAGACCGUGAACAAGAACGAUCACUAUCAAGGUCACUGGAAAGAUGGCAAAAUGCACGGCUUGGGGACAUACAGAUACGCCAAUGGCGAGAUCUACGACGGUUCCUUCCAGGACGGUUUGCGCCACGGCCAUGGAAUGCUUCGCAGCGGCAAGCUCAACACCUCCUCCCCCAGUGUCUUCAUAGGCCAGUGGGUGCACGACAAGAAGACUGGCUAUGGCGUGUUUGACAACAUCACCAAAGGGGAGAAGUACAUUGGCAUGUGGCAGGACAACCAGCGACAAGGCACCGGGAUUGUGGUCACACAGUUUGGGCUUUACUACGAAGGAUCCUUCAAAGACAAUAAGAUGAUGGGUACUGGCAUCCUGCUGUCAGAGGAUGACACAACAUAUGAGGGAGACUUCUCUGAUGACUGGACCCUCAACGGCAAGGGAGUUCUGACGAUGCCUAAUGGCGACUACCUGGAGGGCUCCUUCAAUGGUGAAUGGGGACUCGGCCCAAAAGUGACCGGCUCCUACUUCAAGCCACAACUAACUGAUAACGAAAAGGAGAAAACUCGCUCAGUAAAGCUGGGUCGACUGUGUGUGUGCGCUGAGGAGAAGUGGCAGGCAGUGUUUGACGAGUGUUGGAUUCAGCUGGGAUGCGAGGCCGCAAGCCAGGGAGAGAACUGGAAGGCAUGGGAGAACAUUGCAGUUGCCCUUACCACAAGCCGGCGACACAUCCAGGACAGGUACACACAUGAAACACACUUUUUGUUUUUAAAGCUCAGACGUGUUCAUUCUUGUCUUUCUGUUACUUUUAUCAGUCCAGAACGUCUGUCUCUGAGUCACAGCAGGACAUUGGAGAGUCUAGAAGUCAUCCCUCAACAUGAAGGACCCAUCACCAUGGAGCGAUAUCACGCUAUCCGCCUUUACCUCGUCAAGGCAUGUGACACGUCGUUGCACCCACUAGGCCGGCUCGUGGAAGCCCUGGUGGCAGUCUACAGGAUGACGUACGUUGGCGUCGGAGCCAACCGACGGCUCCUCCUACAGGCUGUCAGCGAGAUCAAAUCGUAUCUGAACCGCAUCUUCCAGAUCGUUAGGUUUCUGUUCCCAGACCUGCCAGAAGAGGGCGGUGUAAUUAAAGAGCCAACCACUGACCUUCAGGGCGGGAAGGACUCAGGCUUGAAACUUGAAAGUUUGCCCGAACAUGAAGAUUCAAAGCAGAACAUUAUUACGGACCAGUCAUCUUUCCUUCUCAGCCACAUGGUGAGCAGUUCAGCUCUGCUGCUUCCUGUCCUGUUGCCCCGCCUCUAUCCGCCGCUCUUCACCCUCUACGCUCUGGACAAGGAGCGAGAGGACGAUGUCUACUGGGAGUGCGUCCUCCGUCUAAACAAGCAGACUGACCUGGCACUGCUUGCUUUUCUGGGUGUCCAGCAGAAGUUCUGGCCCGUUUCUAUCUACAUACCACCAGCACCAGCGAAGAGGCAAGAGGUUCUGUCCAGCACUAAGGACGCCUGCUUCGCCUCAGCAGUAGAAACUCUGCAGCAGAUUAGCACCACGUUCACCCCGUCCGACAAACUACAGGUGAUCCAGCAAACCUUCGAGGAGAUCACAAAGGAAGUGCAAUCACUGCUGAAGCAGGAUUUCUUGUGGUCCAUGGACGACCUAUUUCCUGUUUUCCUCUAUGUGGUGCUGCGUGCUCGAAUCAGGAACCUUGGGUCCGAGGUCAACCUGAUUGAAGACCUGAUGGAUCCAUGUGUCCAGAAUGGAGAGCAUGGAAUCAUGUUCACUACUCUGAAGGCCUGUUACUACCAGAUCCAGCACGAGAAGGUCACUUAAUGCAGUUUUGAGUUGGUGCUUCUCCCACAGCACCCUAUCACCGGGGCUGUUCCAGACUGACACACAUAUGCCGGAGCCAAUGGGGAGCCAGGGAUCAGCUGAUGUCACUGAGCAUUACGUCUACCGCUGAUGUGGACGCGCCGCCACCCAGCAGCUGCUGUGAGUGCUGUCACUUCCGCGGAUGCAAAAACUGUCCAUAUGAAUCCAUUGUUUACCUGGAAGGGGAACAGAGUUCUUUGUGCCAACUGACUUUAUUUUAUUCUUCUGUCAAUCUCUCUUUUAAUUGUCAUCCUGUAAAACAGGUCAAGUCACAUUUAAGCACACAGCAGUGAUAGAUAAUUCAUUUGUUAAUCAAAUAAUUGAACAAUUUGUUAAUUCAAUAAUUAAACAGGAAAGAUGAGGAUGGACAACAUCCCCAUUUGUUGCCUUUCCUUACCUAAUUCCUGUUGUUGCCUGAGGUACCAAAAAGUGGCACCAAACUUCAAUUUGGAGCAUAAAGGAAGUUACUCACCUGCAAACGUUGUUUAUGACCCCUUGCUCUGAUUAAUGUUCUUUCUGCGAGGGGUUUGCAUCUCCUCUUGUUGUGUUGUAAAAGGGCUUCAGAGGGAUCACCAACCACUGAUUUAAUAGUUAAAGUGAAUUAUUUUUGGCACUUUAUUUCACUUUUUGUUUUAAUCUUACCUGUAUGGACCGGUGCGUGUGUCAUGACAUAACGGUAGUGUGAAGUUUUACCAAUGCUGUAGUUAAUAUGACUUUAAGGUUUGUUGCUGCUAAACUAAAGCUUUAUAUUGAUGGACUUGUUUAUGAAGCAAACUCUUUCACAAGGAAACUGACAAUUUGUGACAAUAAUUCUGUCAGUAUUUUGUUGACACUUGUUACCUUUUAAGUCAUGACAGGACAAAAUAU